AAAUCAGUGGAUUCUGGAGUUAUCCUAUUAUCUGUCAAAAGUUAUCGAAAUUUUAUCGAAAAAUACUUGAAAUAUGACUGAUAACAUGCGAUUUACGGGCGAAGUGUUCACCAUACCCUUAAAGUAAACUUCGAAAAGUGAAACUAAAUCUGCAAACACCUUCUGUUGCGGAAGAUUCCAAUAUACAAACACUUUCCAGUGUCAACUCCGGCAUAAAGGUUUCAAACGAGUAUGACGCCUUAAGGCCAUCGAUCCUACAUUCGCCAUCAUUCCAGUUUACAAAUUGUGAGAACAAAGUGAAAAAUGGCAAGAUACUUUGAGAAUACAACAACUUUCAACUUUAGUUGGGACCAAGUUGCCUGUGGGUAUUGGAAAAGGUACCCUAAUCCACAAAGUACACAUGUGUUAUCCGAGGAUACAUGGAGUCGGCAGGUGAGGGAUGGAUGUUUGUAUACAAAGCGUGUUCUCACAAAAACCAAUAGGGUGCCAAAGUGGGGUGAAAGGUUUUUUAAUGCCAAAUCCAUAAAGAUUAUCGAAGAGAGUAUAGUUGAUCCGAAAGAGAAAGUUCUAGUCACUUACACAAGGAAUUUGGGAUACACAAAAGUCAUGAGCGUGGUGGAGCGCGUGGAGUACCGUUCUCUGGGCGGGGGGCAGACGGUGGCGCGCCGCUCCGCCUGGAUAGACUCCCAGGUGUUCGGCUUCUCGCGCGCCAUACGAGCAUUCGGCGUCGACAGGUUCCGCAAGAAUUGUACGCAGAUGGUGAAUGGUUUCAACCACGUGUUGCACGCGAUGUUCCCGCGAGCGGCGGCAGGGGCGGGGGCAGGGCCGGCGGCGGGCGCGCCGGUGCGCGAGGCGCUGCGCGAGAUGCGGGACGCGGCCGCCGCCGCCACCGGCCGCGCCACGCACAACGUGCUCUCCGUCAACACCACCUAACACGACUAACGCACUUGACGGCCUAUUCAUCAGGAGCAGCCGCUUGUGUCAGUUGCCAGCCAUAAACAUUUAACUGUCAGUGUGUCAUAGAGCAAUCAUCACAGAGCAGUCCAUAGACAACACUAAAGUUUUAUUUUGUUGUGGAAUAUGUGAACUGAAAUUUCAGUGAUAAAUCAUAAUUAUAAACUCUGAUUAAGAGAAAUGUAAUUAAAUACCUCAUUAUUAUAUUUUUUUUGUAUAAAUUAGCAAUUUUUAAUAACAGACUACGUUCAAUUAACAACUUCUAUAUUAUACAGAAAUAUAUACGGUAAAAUCAUUAUUUGUAUAAACUGUGUUCUUAUUAAAAAAUAAAAUGUAGCUCUACCGAGCUAUUUCUGAAACAUCUGAAAUAAUAAACUGUGCUUUGACUUGAAAUUUCAAAUAAAGAUCUUUGUAACUAUUUUACCCUUAAAAAACAGCAUAAUAUUUAUAGUUUAAUAAACAAUAUAGGGUUUAAUGCUCGUUAUAUUCAAUUAUCGAUUUUUUUAGUUCAUGAAAAUAAUCAUGUUAAUAUGUAUAAAUUUAAAUGUUGUAAGAAUCGAAAAAUAUUUGUAAUAUUAUCGAGCUAAAUAUUGAUGAAUAUAUCUAAGUAAUUUUAGACAACUUAUUUAAUUGAUACUGUCGCUUUAAACUGAGCAACACUUCUCGUCAAGACUCAGGUUGCGCGCC
Papilio polytes (common Mormon) is the source of this 1641-nucleotide messenger RNA. RefSeq names its product protein preli-like (gene prel). Gene Ontology annotation, biological process: phospholipid transport. Lineage: Eukaryota; Metazoa; Arthropoda; Insecta; Lepidoptera; Papilionidae. The record is from RefSeq and is a predicted model, not a curated record. Bases 304 to 933 code for a protein of 209 amino acids. The transcript is spliced from 7 exons. Gene Ontology annotation, molecular function: phosphatidic acid transfer activity. Gene Ontology annotation, cellular component: mitochondrial intermembrane space.